This is a messenger RNA of Trichomonas vaginalis G3, 354 nucleotides long. Its product is annotated as protein of unknown function, DUF4106 family. The record is from RefSeq and is a predicted model, not a curated record. Bases 1 to 354 code for a protein of 117 amino acids. Lineage: Eukaryota; Parabasalia; Trichomonadida; Trichomonadidae. The transcript has a single exon.
AUGGAAAGAAAACCAGAAUGGCUACAAAAACAUAUAUUUGGAAACGAGCUUAUUCCAUAUGGACAGGCACUGUUUGAAGAGCUUGAACCGGAAACUCAGGAAAGAGUCAUGCAAACAAUACGCGAAGACUCAAAUACAAACUAUGACAAAAUCUUUCUAGGAUAUAGGUUACCUGAGAUGGGCGACCAGAGCCAAAAGGCAAAAAGGACAUGGGAAAUUUGCAACAUACUAGAUGAACAUAAUGCAAAGAUGCAACAACUUCAAGCAGAGGGCAAUGAAGGAAAAAGAAGAGUUAAAAACUCAGUCAGGAAGAAAGUAAAGCUUGGUCGGAGUGGGUUCUAUUAUGACAUAUAA